Molecule: messenger RNA, 283 nt
Organism: Racocetra persica
Lineage: Eukaryota; Fungi; Glomeromycota; Glomeromycetes; Diversisporales; Gigasporaceae
Source: the annotation of a GenBank genome assembly
CUCAUAGAAUCGCCAAAACCCUCAUUAUCGCAUAUCACAAAUGAUACCUAUACCAAACCCCCUCCGGGUGUGGACCAGAACUUAACGAUCUUCAUCGGGAUUAUGACCUAUUAUGAGAAGAUCGACACUAGGGAGUUUAUAUUGGGACUGCCUGAGGAUGAAAAUAAAGAUAAGUUGGAAGAAGAGUCUAAAAUGUACGGGGAUAUUGUUAUUUUGAAUAUCACAGAGAACAUGAACGAAGGAAAGACGUUUGAAUAUUUCAUUUGGUUUGCUAAGCAUGUAG